AUGUCUAAGGAAUUGUGUGAACUAAUUAAUUUGGCUGAUAAUUAUGUUGUUGAUGAUCCGAGCAACCCCGGAGAAUAUAAUUCUAUGCGUUUUUUAGGUAUGAUUUUCUCUGGUAAUGAAUGUAAUAGUGAUGACCAAAAACUUAGCUCUGGUUUUAUAGCAUUGCUAACUUUACUUAAUAGUAUUAAUAAUAAUGAAAAUUUAGAGGGUGAUAAACUUGUGGAAUAUGCUAUUUUAUGGUUAAGUUAUAAACUAAAUAAAAAAAAAGAAAAUGGAACGACCAUAUUAAACGAUUUUUAUAAUAAUAAUGUAGUAAAUAGUUGUUAUUAUCAGAAAAUAAAUGCUGAUAGUGAUAGUGAUAGUGAUAAUAAGAUUAAUAAGGAUGAUAUAGAAAAAAAAAUAGGAUCGAUGGAUAUUGAUAUUAAAGAUAUAUCUAAUUUUUAUGAUGCAUUUAAAUCAUUAUGUAACAUGUAUAUUGAAAUUGGUGCAGAAAACUACCAAUGCAAUAAAUGUCUAGAAAAUGCUGGAGAAUUGUUUGAAAAAUAUGAAAAACUUAAAAAUGCUUUAGAUAUUAAUAAAGGAAGUUCUUAUUAUAAACUAUUGUCUAGUUUAUCAAAUGAUUAUAAAAAUUUUGAAAAUAAAUAUAAUAGCCAUGAAUGUAGUCGUAUCUCACCACUUGUAGCUUAUCCACGAAGUUCAGUAAUAAAAAAUACACUAAUUACAAUUUCAGUUAUAUUUGUUGCAGCAUCGAUUUUAUUGGGAGUUUCUUAUAAGUAUUCGUUAUUUGGAUUUCGGAAACGAUCUCAAAAACAUUUAAGAGAAAAGCUAAAAAAAUAA
Molecule: messenger RNA, 837 nt
Organism: Plasmodium yoelii
Lineage: Eukaryota; Apicomplexa; Aconoidasida; Haemosporida; Plasmodiidae
Exons: 3
Coding region: 1-837 (278 amino acids)
Source: RefSeq, a predicted model, not a curated record